CGAAGCACUUACACCGGCAUGUUCGACUUUUGCAUUGGUUUAAAAUAAGUAAACUCGUUUCCAAGACAAUUAUUUGCACCGUCUUAAAAUGGCUGUCACUCUGCAUACAGACCUUGGGGAUUUAAAAAUCGAACUGUUCUGUGAGCGGGCACCGAAGUCCUGUGAGAAUUUUCUUGCAUUAUGUGCAAGUGGGUUUUAUAAUGGCUGCAUUUUUCAUCGAAACAUAAAAGGGUUUAUGGUUCAAACAGGGGACCCUACAGGCACAGGGAAAGGAGGAACAAGUAUUUGGGGGAGGAAAUUUGAAGAUGAAUUUAGCGAACAUCUAAAACAUAAUGUCAGAGGUGUGGUUGCAAUGGCAAACAAUGGACCGAACACCAGUGCAUCUCAGUUUUACUUCACAUAUGGAAAACAGCCCCACUUGGAUAUGAAAUACACUGUGUUUGGAAAGAUAAUAGAUGGCUUGGAAACCCUGGAUGAAUUGGAGAAACUCCCUGUUAAUGGCAAAACCUUUCGUCCCUUGAACGAUGUCCACAUUAAGGAUGUCACUGUUCACGCAAAUCCUUUUGCGAGUUAAAGGUCUUCCUCUUUAGUUUGUACAUGCCCAAUUGUAAUACCCUUGUAUAAUGGUAUACUUGUGAAAAUGUUUGUAUAGAACACUUUUUAUAUUUUUAUCUUGUUUCUUCUGUUGAUUUCUGUUUUGUUUUUUUUCUCUUUUAAAACUGCGAUUAAUUAAAAGAGUGUGCAUCCUUGUAUGUUACAAUUAAAUUGAUUUUUAUAUAAA
This is a messenger RNA of Electrophorus electricus (electric eel), 781 nucleotides long. It is a transcript of the gene ppil3, whose product is annotated as peptidylprolyl isomerase (cyclophilin)-like 3. Gene Ontology annotation, molecular function: peptidyl-prolyl cis-trans isomerase activity. Gene Ontology annotation, biological process: protein peptidyl-prolyl isomerization; protein folding. The record is from RefSeq and is a predicted model, not a curated record. Gene Ontology annotation, cellular component: catalytic step 2 spliceosome. NCBI's taxonomy places the organism in Eukaryota, Metazoa, Chordata, Actinopteri, Gymnotiformes, Gymnotidae.